UGUCCACAUUUUGAGUGUUGACUUUGGAGCACAUAUAGCUCGGCUUCUUUUUAUAUUCACAAUAGUUGAUUAGCUUUCGAUUGAAUUUAAAUAAGGUUGCAAUUGGAAAUAGGGACCAAAAAUGUUUAUAGCUGCUCUGUCUGGCAUUCGAGUUGACCUAUCACUGUGACGGUGGAUUUGUAGCGACAGGAUGUACCAAUUUUAAUCGCAUUGGAGGCCAAAGCAUAACAGAAUCCGAAAUGAGCAACUGAAUGGUUAAAUUAUUCCAAUUUGCAGUUAGAAUUAUGUUUCAUGUUAUUUCGACCGGAGCUCGCGCUAAUAAAAACUGUCGUGGGGGUGGCAUAACAGCGGCCGAUGCUACGUUAGAGUUCUCGCCUCUCCUGCGCGAUCAGUCUGCGGAAUCGUGCCAGAGAUUCUCCUCGCAGCUCCUUGAUCUGGACAGAAUCCAAGACCGGAUCCGAAUCAACAUCUGCGGACAGAUUUUUGAAACAAGCAUGACUAAUAUUCGUCGAUAUCCCAGAACCCUAUUGGGAAACUGCUACAGAAACGAGCCUUUCUUUGAUCCAAUCAGAAACGAACUAUUCUUCGACCGGAACCGAGAAGCGUUCGACUGCAUCUUCUUUUUCUACCAAAGUGGGGGCAAAUUGCUCAAGCCUCAAAACAUGUCAGCUGAGGAAUUCCUAGAAGAGCUCACUUUCUACGAAAUGGGCGAUGACGUCAUCGAUAAGUACAUUGACACAUAUUGCCGACAUCUGAAAAAGAGCCGAACGAAUGACGAAAACGACUGCUCGGGUCCUAACCAAGCGAGUGUCGCGCCUAGUAACAGAAGAGCCGUCGAGCAGAUUAGCUUCAAAAGCAGAAUCUGGCAGAUUUUCGACAAGCCCGAAUCUUCCGUUGCCUCCAGAAUUGUAGCAGGAGUCUCAGUGUCUAUGAUAGUGCUCUCUAUCAUCGUUUUGUGUGUGGAAAGUGAGUUCUACUUCGUGACAGUGUCUGCAAACUCCUCCUCCCUCUCCCCCUCCUCUGACUCAUCUGCCGUGGUCUCUUCUAAUGUCUCUUUGGGACACCAGAAGGAGAUCAUUCCAGUGAAGAGGCGCAGGACACACCGGCACUCCUCCACUCUCUUCCUAGUCGAGAGUCUGGCCAUGACUUGGUUCUCAAUCGAAUUCAUCACAAGAUUGUUCACGUGUCCGAGCAAAGUACAGUUUAUGAGGAGGAUUUUGAACGUGUUCGACUUCCUCGCAGUGUUGCCCUUCUACAUCACUCUGUUCGUGGAGUGUGACAUGUUGGCAGACGAGUUGGACAAUGUGAAGGCAAGACCUCUGUCUAUGCUGAGGAUAACCAGACUGGUCCGCAUAUUCCCCAUUCUCAAACUCACCAGACACUCCAAGGUAGGCCAGACCUCUCUCUGUGUUGAGGAUAACCAGACUGGUCCUCAUAUUCCCCAUUCUCGAACACACCAGACACUCCAAGGUAGGCCAGACCUCUGUCUAUGUUGA
Symsagittifera roscoffensis is the source of this 1496-nucleotide messenger RNA. Its product is annotated as shaker-related potassium channel tsha2-like. Gene Ontology annotation, cellular component: membrane; voltage-gated potassium channel complex. Gene Ontology annotation, molecular function: delayed rectifier potassium channel activity. NCBI's taxonomy places the organism in Eukaryota, Metazoa, Xenacoelomorpha, Acoela, Convolutidae. Gene Ontology annotation, biological process: protein homooligomerization; potassium ion transmembrane transport. The coding region runs from base 252 to 1496 and encodes 414 amino acids. The record is from RefSeq and is a predicted model, not a curated record. The transcript has 5 exons.